This is a messenger RNA of Penicillium bovifimosum, 1704 nucleotides long. Its product is annotated as Hsp70 family protein. The transcript is spliced from 12 exons. The coding region runs from base 1 to 1704 and encodes 567 amino acids. Lineage: Eukaryota; Fungi; Ascomycota; Eurotiomycetes; Eurotiales; Aspergillaceae. The record is from RefSeq and is a predicted model, not a curated record. Gene Ontology annotation, molecular function: ATP-dependent protein folding chaperone; ATP binding.
AUGGCGAUCAAAGAGGACCGACCGAAGCUCAUAGUGGGUAUCGACUUCGGGACAACCUUCAGCGGUGUUGCCUGGGGGUUGGAAGAUAAUCCCGAUAGUAUUGAUCUCAUUCAGACAUGGCCAGGUGGUGGUAACACCACAAGCCAGAAGGUUCCGACCCUGUGUUCAUAUAAGGACAACAGGCUGAUAUGGGGCUACCAAGCUGAUCUGCCACGCUGCCCGGGAGAGCAACAACAACUCAUCCGAGGAGUUAAGCUUCUGCUAGACGAAAGUCAGCAGUUUCGGUAUGCACCUGCUGUCAACUCGCGGGGGAUUAUCAAAGAUUUGAACGUGACACCACUGGAGGUCGCCGGUGACUACUUAGGCAAGCUGGUAGCCCAUGCUCACGGAAUCUUGAGACGGCGGUUUGGAUCGGUACUGGGAACAAUGGACUUGCAAUACAUCCUUACUGUGCCCGCUGUGUGGUCGGACAAGGGUAAGGACACUACUAUGCGGGCAGCGCUUUUGACUGGUAUCUCACCCACCAGCCUGACUCUCUUAUCCGAGCCCGAAGCUGCUGCGGUUUGUGCCAUCCGGACUAUUCGACCGAAUUCUAUCGCGAAGGAUGACUGUAUUAUUGUCUGUGAUGCUGGAGGUGGAACGGUCGAUGUCAUUACCUAUCGCGUCAAGCAAACCGAGCCAUUCAGAGUCGAGGAAGCCACAAAGGGAACUGGUGCUUUAUGUGGCUCAGUGAUGUUAGACGAGAGGUUUGAUGCCCUCAUCAAAGAACGCGUUGAGAGAUCAUCAGGUCAACCUCUUCCCGAUGGCCCUGCAAGAACCGCUAGACAAUAUUGGCAGGACUACGUCAAGCCAAGCUACUCCGGUCCUUCUGACGAGGAUGAUUUGUGUGAGCUAGGAUAUUUUAUCCCAUUGCCUGGGGUUUCUGGGAUCUCUAACGUCGACCAAAGCAAAGGGUACUUAUAUCUCGAUGGGGGCCAGGUUCAGGGUAUUUUCGACCCAAUAAUGAAAGAGAUUGAAGAUCUAGUGGCCGACCAAAAGAAAAGUGUCGAGAAAGAUGGCUACACAAUUAAAGCCAUUGUUCUCGUGGGAGGUCUUGGAGCCUCGGCGUAUCUCUUUAAGCGCCUAGAGGCUGCAUUCAGCGGCAUUGAAAUCAUGCAGCCCCAAAAUGCGUGGUCUGCUGUUGCUCGAGGUGCUGUUAUUCGAGGCCAAGAAGGCAAUCAGGUAGACAGUCGCAUUGCCCGAUGUAGCUACGGUAUCAAGACUCGGAUCCCAUACGAUUGCAAUAAGCAUACAAACAAUGGGACGGUUGCAUGGUGUCCUUUUGAGGAGAAGUGGAAAAGGGAUGGACGCAUGGACUGGUUCAUCCGAAAAGGGGAACCAAUAUCCGAGUCUGAGCCGAUCAAGUUUGAUUUCUAUCGUGUGGUUGCUACGACCAAUAGCUCUCUGGUGUUUACAGAGCACUUACUUUUUUGUCUGCAACCCACAGCUCCCGGGUGGAUAGACUCCACGGUUACAACGCUGUGCGAAGUAGACGCGGAUCUUAGCAGAGUCCCAAGAGAACUUUUUGUGAAGAAAACGAACUCGAGGGGGCAACACUUCUACCAGAUCGAUUAUAAGUUGGUUUUAACGCCAGCAUCCGCAUCGUUGCUGUUUGAACUGUAUUUCAAUGGCGUGUCCUAUGGAAGUGUAAAAUCUCGCUACUGA